Molecule: messenger RNA, 648 nt
Organism: Myotis davidii
Lineage: Eukaryota; Metazoa; Chordata; Mammalia; Chiroptera; Vespertilionidae
Product: olfactory receptor 8K3-like
Exons: 2
Biological process (GO): G protein-coupled receptor signaling pathway; sensory perception of smell
Cellular component (GO): membrane
Molecular function (GO): odorant binding; olfactory receptor activity; G protein-coupled receptor activity
Source: RefSeq, a predicted model, not a curated record
CUCACUUUCUUCAGUAUAUUUAUCACCAGUGAACUUUUCAUUCUGUCAGCAAUGGCCUAUGACCGCUAUGUGGCCAUCUGUAAUCCUCUGCUCUACACAGUCAUCAUGUCACCAAGGGUAUGCUGGGCACUGGUAGCAGUCCCCUAUCUCUAUAGUGCUUUUCUCUCUCUGAUAAUCACCAUAAAGAUUUUUAUUUCAUCUUUCUGUGGCCAUAAUAUCAUUAAUCAUUUCUACUGUGACAAUCUUCCCUUGUUGACAUUGAUAUGCUCAAGCACACGUGACAUUGAGUUGAUAAUACUGAUCUUUUCAGUGUUCAAUUUGGUUUCAUCUCUUCUGGUGGUCCUUGUGUCCUACAUACUGAUCCUCCUGGCCAUCCUCAAGAUGCAGUCUGCAGAGGGCAGGCACAAGGCCUUCUCCACCUGUGGAUCUCACCUGACAGUGGUGGUUGUAUUCUAUGCAACUCUAUCCUUCAUGUAUAUGCAGCCCAAGUCCAGUCAUUCCUUUGACAGUGAUAAAAUGGCCUCUGUGUUUUACACUUUGAUCAUACCCAUGCUGAACCCCUUGAUCUAUAGCUUGAGAAACAAAGAUGUGAAAGGUGCCCUGCAUAGAUAUAUACAGAACCCUAAAGAUUCCACCAAAAACCUAUGA